AUGCCCGUAAAGGUAGUCGUUGUUGGUGCCGGUCUCGCCGGCCUGGGUGCUGCAAUUUCGUUAAGCCGUGCAGGCAAUGAGGUUCAGGUUAUUGAGCAGCCGGGGUUUCUGAACGAAGUCAGCGCUGCCAUCCAUGUGGCGCCCAAUGCCACCCGAAUUUUGACGGCCUGGGGAUGUGAUUUGGAAAGUUUACAUCCCGUCCACUGCAACAAGUUACAAGUGUGGGAUGCCUCAGAGAAUCUUAUGUGGACUCCAAUUGCUAAUGGCCACAAAAUCAAUAUCUGCCUUUCUUCGCGUGUAUUAUCGGUGGAUGCAGAGGCCGGCGAAGUAGUCCUCGAGGAUGGUACGACAUAUGUCGCUGACCUAGUUGUAGGGGCUGACGGCAUUCAUUCCCGCUCCGUUCAGGCCAUCGUCGGGGAAAACAAAGGACGCCAGAGCACCGGUCAAAACUACUUUCGUUUCUUGGUGCCCAUGGAAAAGAUACAGGCCAACCCAUUAACUGCCGCGCUUAUGGCAAAGACGGGCAUCGACGGAGUGCAUGCCUUCGUGGCGCAUGACCGACGCAUCGUGGUUUAUCCCUGUCGGGGUGGCCAGUUGCUGAACGUGGCAGGCAUUCACCCUGCCGGAAAAGAGACGAACGCCAGAGAUUCACCGUGGCUCGAUGGGGGCAGCUUGAGCCAGCUGAUUGAAACCUAUCGGGACUUUGGCGAAGAGCUUCAGGAAAUGUGUCGUCUCGCGGAGGAUCUGAAGCUGUGGAGCCUGGCUUCGCGCAGGCCAGCUCCCAAGUUUGUGAGAGGCAAAUUAUCUCUAAUCGGAGAUACGGCGCAUCCCAUGCUACCUCGGCAAGGCGCUGCUCAAGCAUUCGAAGAUGCGGCGGCACUUGGUGGAGUGAUGACAGAUGAUACGACCAUAGAGCAGAUCCCGCAGCGCCUGGAAUUGUACAACAAGAUCCGGUAUAAGCACGCGGUGACUGUGAUGAUGAUGUCCAAAACCCACGAUGAACGACAGGUGGAAAUGCUGGAAGAGCUCCGCACCUAUAGACGACGUCAGGAUGGCAGUAGCCAAAGAAUCAGUUUGAUCGAUCGCAUUCGGCGCAUUGACGACCGCAGAGCAGAAGCUGGAGUGAUAGGUUGGAAGAUUGGAAAUAUUGCUCCUCAGAUAGGAGUGCCGAGUCUUCUCCCUGAGGGUCUUCGCUGGAUUGAGUCAAGAACCGGAACCGUUAUCCCUCUUCCAAAUCUUUGCCACGCUCCAUGGGAGAAACCGCCCCUAUCUCCUAUGUCUCCGGACUUAGAUGGUGUCCAUGACGCCGCGUCAACACCCUCUGGGCUUCCCGCACCGACAGUACUGAAGCGAUACCUAGACGUGUAUACUUCCUCGGCCAUCCACACAAUCUUUCCUGUCAUCAAUCCGUCAAUCUUCUCCCAGACGAUACGCGCAGCCUAUUUGCUGCCUGAACAAGAUAAGAAGGCCCAUUUUCCUAGUUCAAGGGCAUGCAUAUUCGCUUUUCUGGCAUUGAUUUCUAGCUUAGAUCAUCUUGCAACUCGUUGUACAGCCCCCAAACCACCUCCUAUUCCUCGAGACGAGUAUGCUAUGAAGGCCCAGGCUCUAUUGCCGUCUUUGCUUCAAGAACCGCUCAACUUGGAUGCAUUACAAACAUUUCUUCUAUUGUCAAUACUAGGAGUACUCGCCGGCGAAUUGCAAACAGCAACAAAUUAUAACUCGAUCGCAUCACGUUUCAUCAUUGCUCUGGGAGCUCACACAAUGGGAGAUCCGUGCGCGGUACCAGAAUCUGUCAUCGGAGGCUCCAGAGACAAAGAGACUAGGAAGCACCUUCGCGACCUUUUCUGGCUCUGCUACGCCCUUGACAAGGAUCUUUCCUUGCGUACUGGGCAGAGCCACUGCCUCAGGGAUGAAGACUGCGAUCUCCAACUACCACCCGGUUAUACUGAGAAACUACACUCCAGGAUGAGCUAUUCCUCGAUGGAAAAUGCGCGCGGUUUUCUGUUUCCCAUCGACUUACGGCUCAGCAUGGUCAAGUCUCAAAUCUUUACCGCUCUCUACUCCCAUCGUGGACUACAGAAAAACGACGCUGAAGUCGUCCGAUCAAUUCGGGAACUAGACGAAGAGUUAGAACUCUGGCGAAUGUCGAUGCCCUCAAAUCUGAGACCCAAACUUUCAUUCGCAAAAGAAAACUCUGAAGACCAGCGAGUCGACACCAUGUAUCUUGUGCUGACGCAUUUGAACUACUACUUCUGCGUUAACAUACUCCACCUAACCGGAAGUCGAUGCGAAGCGUGGCGUUCGACUUCUACCCCAGCAAGCAUGAUGGACGGACUUCGCUUAAGUCUGACUCUAUCCGUGGAAGCUAGUCGAUCCCUUUUAUUAUUUCUACAUCACUCUGAGUCCCUCGUGACGAUGCUCACCAUAUUCUGUAACUUGCUGGAAAAUCCACGUGCUGAGAGCGCAGCGAGUGAUACGCAGCUCCUGGCAGUAACAGAGCACACGACUGAAAGGGUCUUCCUGAGACAAAUUUCUCGAGCUGACAAAGCCGCUCAUCUGCAAGCUAUCACCGGAUUUAUCUCUAGUCUUCGAGAUCUUGCCCAGCAGGCGAUUCACCAAGCAACUAAUGACACGGGGCCAUCAUGA
Aspergillus pseudotamarii is the source of this 2646-nucleotide messenger RNA. RefSeq lists its product as uncharacterized. Gene Ontology annotation, molecular function: zinc ion binding; monooxygenase activity; DNA binding. Gene Ontology annotation, biological process: DNA-templated transcription. The coding region runs from base 1 to 2646 and encodes 881 amino acids. Lineage: Eukaryota; Fungi; Ascomycota; Eurotiomycetes; Eurotiales; Aspergillaceae. The transcript is spliced from 11 exons. The record is from RefSeq and is a predicted model, not a curated record.